AUGUCUGCUUGUCAAUACAUUGUAUUUGCCUGCCUUCUUCUAAUAUUUUAUUUGACUCAACCAACAGUUGGCCUGACAUGUUAUGUAUGUGCUCGCUGCAAUGAUCCAUUCAACGCUAGCGCCACGAAUGUUAUAAAACAGACAGUACCUGACAAUCAAGGAUAUUUUUGCAAUAAAGUGAAUCUCUUGGGCUAUGUGGUUCGAAAUGUAACACAAAACUGUACGGAAAGAGACAUCUUAGGUAAUGGUGUAUGGUGCUGUCAGAAAGAUUUAUGCAACGAUGCCAAAAACAUUGUAACAGCAAGUGUCCUUGUCAUGGCUCUAGUUCUCGGUUUCGUGAUCAUACUCUGGUGA
This is a messenger RNA of Rotaria sordida, 354 nucleotides long. NCBI's taxonomy places the organism in Eukaryota, Metazoa, Rotifera, Eurotatoria, Philodinida, Philodinidae. The record is from the annotation of a GenBank genome assembly.